This is a messenger RNA of Suillus subalutaceus, 531 nucleotides long. RefSeq names its product carbamoyl-phosphate synthase L chain, ATP binding domain-containing protein. Bases 1 to 531 code for a protein of 176 amino acids. The record is from RefSeq and is a predicted model, not a curated record. Gene Ontology annotation, biological process: L-citrulline biosynthetic process; UTP biosynthetic process; 'de novo' pyrimidine nucleobase biosynthetic process. Gene Ontology annotation, cellular component: cytoplasm; cytosol. NCBI's taxonomy places the organism in Eukaryota, Fungi, Basidiomycota, Agaricomycetes, Boletales, Suillaceae. Gene Ontology annotation, molecular function: dihydroorotase activity; aspartate carbamoyltransferase activity; ATP binding. The transcript is spliced from 2 exons.
AUGGCUAAGUACAUGAUCUCUUUCGUCAAUUAUACAUGUCCCCUGAUACGUCCUUACAGGGUCUCCUUGCCUUGGUCGCUUCGCACCUUGAAACAUUGUCGGCUGCGCUGCAGCGCACAGUCCACAGCUGCAUAUAAUGUCAAUGCUGCUUUGGAUGCAGCGGAGCAAAUAGGCUAUCCCGUCAACCUUCGGUCUGCAUCCACUCUUGGUGGUCUCGGUUCCUGUUUCGCCAACAAUCUCGAUGAGCUUCGUGAUCUCUCUGCAAAGAGUUUGAGUCUGUCCCCUCACGUUCUGAUUGAGCGGAGUAUGAAGAGCUGGAAGGAACUCGAAUACGAAGUUUUGAGUGCGUAUGCUCUUAGAACACGAUCAUUUGCUGCAAUAUGGAGAAUUUCAAUCCUCUCGGCACACACUGGCGAUUCGAUUGGUGUUGCACCGUCUCAAACUCUUCCGGACGACGAAUACCACAUGCUUCACAGCGCUGCUAUCAAGGUCAUCAGGCAUCUUGGUGUUGUCAGCGAGUGCAGUCAUUGA